Molecule: messenger RNA, 1758 nt
Organism: Ramularia collo-cygni
Lineage: Eukaryota; Fungi; Ascomycota; Dothideomycetes; Mycosphaerellales; Mycosphaerellaceae
Product: probable permeases
Exons: 3
Coding region: 1-1758 (585 amino acids)
Biological process (GO): transmembrane transport
Cellular component (GO): plasma membrane
Molecular function (GO): purine nucleobase transmembrane transporter activity
Source: RefSeq, a predicted model, not a curated record
AUGAGCUGGAUACCGAAGGCCAAUGCAGCAGUGGCUCAGAGCCCUGUUGGGCGCUACUUUCGGUUAGAAGGUAGCGGUCACCCCAAGGAACGAAAGGGGACCUACUUCUUCACGGAAAUCCGAGCUGGUCUCGCGACGUUCUUCGCCAUGGCCUACAUCAUCUCGGUCAACGCAAGCAUCAUCUCUCAGUCAGGCGGUACUUGCGAAUGCGAUUACGCCAACUCCCCCGAUGUAUGCGACAGCGAUCCGGCGUAUAUGCUCUGUGUGCAAGAAGUCAACCGAGAUCUUGUAACUGCUACCGCUGCCAUCUCUGCCCUGUGUAGUGUUGCGAUGGGAUUACUCGCUAACAUGCCAAUUGCCAUUGCUCCUGGCAUGGGACUGAAUGCUUAUUUCACGUACAACGUCGUUGGAUACCACGGGACUGGCAACAUUCCAUAUGAAACGGCGUUGACUGCCGUGUUUCUGGAAGGCUUUGUGUUCGUUGCGCUGACCAUUCUCGGCCUACGACAAUGGCUGGCUCGUGCAAUUCCGCAUUCGAUCAAGAUGGCAACUGGCGUUGGCAUCGGUCUGUACUUGACACUCAUCGGAUUGACCUACAGCGCCGGAAUUGGUCUCGUUACGGGUGCCGCCUCAACUCCACUUGAGCUUGCAGGUUGUGUCGAAACAGCUCUGGUGGAUGGCGUCUGCCCGUCUGGCGUAAAGAUGAGGAGUCCAACAAUGUGGAUCGGUAUCUUCCUCGGAGGAGUCAUGACUGUCUUCCUUAUGAUGUUCAGAGUCAAGGGAGCCAUCAUCGCCGGCAUUCUCCUGGUUAGCAUUACCUCAUGGCCGCGUGUGAGCGAGGUGACCUACUUCCCGUACAACGAUCUCGGUAACGCGCGGUUCGACUUCUUCAAGAAGGUCGUCACAUUCCACCCCAUCCAGAAAGUCCUAGCAGUGCAGGACUGGGACAUUGCUGCCCACGGCGGCCAAUUUGCUGUGGCAUUCAUCACCUUCCUUUAUGUUGAUAUUCUCGACUGCACUGGUACCAUGUACUCUAUGGCUCAGUACUGCGGUGCCAUCGACGAAGAGACCCAGGACUUCGAAGGUUCUGCCAUUGCAUACAUGGUCGAUGCGCUUGGCGUCUCCAUUGGAUCUCUUUUCGGCUGCUCUCCUGUCACCGCAUACAUCGAAUCUGGUGCUGGUAUCUCGGAAGGUGGCGGCACUGGAUUGACUGCCAUUGUUACUGGAUUGGCAUUCUUCAUUUCCAUCUUCUUUGCCCCGAUUUUCGCCUCCAUACCUCCUUGGGCAACUGGAUGUACCCUCGUUAUUGUUGGCAGCUUGAUGUGCAAGUCUGCUGCCGACAUCAACUGGCGCUACGUUGGCGACGCUGUUCCGGCGUUCCUGACCAUUGCCAUUAUKCCAUUCACCUACUCCAUCGCGUACGGUCUGAUUGCAGGAAUUGUGUCAUACAUCCUCCUCAACACCGGUGUGUGGCUCAUCGAGAUAGCCACCGGUGGCCGUCUCAAGCCAGCAAACAAAGAACUGAAGGAGUACUGGACGUAUAAGCUGCCGGGUGGCGUCUUCCCGCCAUGGCUGAAGCGUGCUGCCAAGGGAAAGAAGGACUUCUGGCGGACAGACGAUGGCGAAUCGGGUAUUGCUCCAGGUCGUGUAUUUGAUGGCAAGGAGAUGAAGUCGGACAUUCAGGAGACGCGGAGCAGUAGCCGAAGUGGCGAUGAUGCCCCAAGAGCCGUCAGCCCCAUCAUGAAGGAAGAGAGAUAG